AUGUCGACCGGACAACUGUCGCGACAACGAUCCACCUCACGAGCUUCGAACCGUUCAGCGAGACCACUUCAACCGCCCACGCCAAGUGUAACCCCAAAGAUCGACGAGCAAUUCGAGCCGUGUGCGGCGACGGCUGCGUUCUUCCUCUACGCACAGAGGGCCAUUAUACUAUGCCUCCACCACGACACCUUAGCCAUUGAAAGGCGAUUCGAGCGGCAUCGCGAGGACGUGCUAUGGAUAUCGGCGGACAAUGUUAGCGAGAGGGGGACGGGUCGAUUGGUGGUGAGCUACGAUGUUGGCAGUACAGCUAUUGUGUGGGACCUCUUCACAGGCGAGGAGGUUGCCCGAUUUGCUUCAUAUGAGCAGAUACGUGUCGCGGCAUGGAUGAAGAACGGCAACGUUGCUUUUGGCAAUGCGCAAGGAAACGUGAUUUUGUUCGAACCAUCAACAUCGGAACAUAUUUCAGCAAGGACCAUUUUUGAUCCCAUCACAGCACUGGCACCUGCCGCUGACUGUCGAACGUAUGCCAUCGGCUAUCAAAAUGGCUCAAUCCUGAUCGCGGCGCUGCAGCCAUCGUUUACCAUCCUGCACACACUGACAUCACCGAGAGCACCUUCUCCAAUCACGGCUCUGUCCUGGCAUGGAUCGUCGUCAAAGCAAAAGUCUGAAAUGCUGGCGACGCAAACUGCGGAUGGCGACCUGCGAGUUUGGAGUGUGGCGAAGGCUCCCCAAACAGACCCUCCAAGCGUGAUACGCAUUCUUACUAGAUCCGAAGGCGUGAACCCUGGUCUGUGCUGGUUCGCCUGGUCGAAGAAUGGACGUAUCGUGCAAUACUCCGAAGGGCAGACCUGGGUUUGGGACGUGAGGACCAAGAAAGUUGCAUACGUGAUCGUACCGACUAUUGACAGUGUUACUGCGAUUGCCAACUAUGGACCAACAGCCACACUCUUCACGCUUGGCCGUAACCAUACUGCUCAGCAGUACGACUUAAAUCCAAACAACACGCCGAUGUUGGUGGCAAAUGUGCAGCAUGUGCCUCCAAACGCACCGCCAUCACCACCAAACUCCAUCGAAGAGCAGAAGGAGCAGCAAGCCGCUGCCAACCAUACAUUAUCAGCAGCUGCUCCCGAGCUUCCGGAUUUUACUGAGACCGAAAGCAGCGAAGGAGAGGGAGCCACUAUGUCGCCGUUGCAGAGAAUUGCGCAAGAGAUGGAUCAGCUAGAAGACGAGCGACGUGAUCUUGUCGGCCCGUUAAGCCCUGUGUCCAGUAGGAGUUCGGUUAGUUCACGAGAGUCAGGCGGUAGGAUGCGCUCUCACUCGCGCUACGACAAGAUGUUUUCUUCUAGAACAUCAGACGAUUCGCUCAGCGACGGGACGGUGUUCUCAUCGGGAUCCUCCAUCGGAACUGGCCGCGACAGUAUAUCUAUACGUUCCAUGUCCUCCGCAACUUCAUCGAAGUACAAGUCCUCCAGUCUUCGAAAGGAGGUUCUUCGAAGCCCGGCGGAGACCAAGCCUCCCGCGGCCCUUGACUUGUUCCCCUUUGUCAAGGCGAGACUUAGUGACGUUCCAUUCAGGACACCACAGUACGGUCCGCAACGAACAACCGAUGAUCUUCGACGGCAAAUGCUUAGCGUGGUAUUUGGUUGGGACGACGACAUCGACUCGCUUGUGCGCGAUGAGUUGUCUCGACAUGCCUCUGGCUCAGCCAGCGCCGUGCUGCUUUCAAAGUGGCUCGGUGAUCUUGGUGCUAAUGAUGUUAUGGCAUCCAUGAUCGGGUCAGAGUCGAUGACUUCGUCAGACUGGAUGCUGUUGGCGCUAAGCGCUAUGGGACCUGACUCGCAGAAGAAAGUCGGCGAAGCGUUCGUCCAGCGCCUGCUCGAGAAGGGCGACGUUCAUCCUGCCGUUGCCAUUCUCCUAGGGCUUGGUGAGAUCAACGACGCCGUGGAGGUUUACGUCUCCCAGAAGUACCACCUAGAGGCUGUGCUCUUGACUUGCCUGUUCUUUCGGUCAGACUGGCAACGACAAUCCCAUCUCGUUCGUAAAUGGGGUGAGAUUGCUGUUGGACAAGGCCAACCCCAACUCGCUGUCAGAUGCUUCUCCUGCACAGGUCUAGAAAGCUCAGAGCCGUGGUUUUCACCAAGGGCUCAGGAUGAGGUCUUGGCUGCGCAGCAACAACAGAGUCUGGUGUCACAGCUGAGUCCGCCGCUCUCGCCACCCUCAGCCGGUCACAGUCGCCUAACCGCAAAAAAUGCUUCUUUGAAGCUGAUUACCAGCUUUGGCAACCAUGGAGCGGCUCCAGUACCCUCAACGACUGACGAGCGGACACCAAUGUUAGGUGUUGGGGUUACACCAAUCGCCGAGUCCGCAAUCUCUCCCAGUGGACCGCAUCCAUGGGGCAGACCAAGCGAACGAAGCGUUAGAGAUCCUUCAUCUGCGCGGACAGCUACCCCAGGCGCCUACGGUAGGAGAAGGUUACCAUCUAGAGGCGGUUCAGACAGAAGCAAUCUUGCAGACGCAACCCCUCUUGCAAGACCGCGUCACCUCACCCCUCAGACUGCCAUUGACACUGCAGGAAGAGAUGUAGACGUCACACUCACCUCCCACAGCCGGACCCUUUCUCAACAUGGUGACAAAGAGCAGCUGAUCACGCUUGAUGCUGUUGCAUUCGACCCCCGGACAGUCAAGAAACCUGAUGCGCUACCUUCGCCCGCACUCGGCAUGUUUACAAAGCUGCAAGAACAGUCUCGAGCUCGGAAUGGAUCUCGUGACAGAAAGCCGGAUGGCCUUGAACUGCGCGUAGAUGAAGUCCUGGUAACUCACGGAGCUCCAGCAACGGGCGAAACCGGUCCACCAUCGUCGGCUUUCAGUCCACCGCUGAUUGAUGCCAGCCUAGCGAGCGCGAAGAUCAGGGGCAUUGACCAGUAUAUCAGCAGCCUUGAAGAAGCUAACUUUCACGCUCGACAACAGCGAGCUGAGAGCCGGCCACGCGCUGAAAGUCGGGAUGGACGAUCACGCAGCAGGCCCGCCCUCCGUGAGCAGUCCGAGAACAGGGGUCGGUCUGGAGUCCGGUACAUCAGACCUGCAAAACGAUCACCAUCCUCACCUGUGCCCAUGUCGCCAGAGGAUGCAGGGUUCUACAACACGAACACCGAAAGCAACGAUGACGAGCUUUAUUAUAAGGUCACUUCCCCCAUCGGAUCUGGAUCUGAAAGACCCACCGCGAGAGCUCGGAGCAGAUCACGUACAGCCGCGUCAAAAGUCAGGUCUGGCUCCAAAGUAUCUCGGAGGAUGGAGUCACCGGAAAGAGCUUCCCGCAGUAAGCCAGGCAGUCGGGCUGCAAGCAGAGCUGCGAGUAGACAUGUCAGCCCAGAGAGAUCUGGCGUAGACGAGCGAGGUUGGCCCGAACUCAGAGCUGAAGGCUUGCAUACGCGUUCUCCUUCACCGCCCCUACCAUCAUCUGACCAGGCUCGCUUUCCGACAGACGAUGAGGAUAACAUUAGAGACGAUAGAUCCGUUGGCACUCAACAGUCGAGGCCACGUCAACGAAGCACAAGCCGUCGUCCAGGCGAAAGAGCAAGAAGCAACCAGCGUGAAGCCUCUCCUGAUCGAUACGGGGAACGAGAGCGGUCACGGAGCCGGCGGCCCACUCAGCGACGGCCUAGCGUUCGCUUCGAUACUCGCGAGGAGUCUCCUGAGAGGACGGCGAGCAGACAAUCAUCAAGAUCCCGUAUGCCAAAGAUGCAGGUCGAUGCGCCUCAAGUGCGCCAACCGCGAAGUUUAACAAAGAAGGAACUGGCGGCACGAGAACUUGAGCAACGGCGUCUGUCUCUAGCCAGACGCCCUUCCGCACCUGUCAUACCUCAUCCCGGUGAGCUAAGUGCCGGCCGUCCAGGACUUAGCGCUCGUUCCGUGACAGAGCUGGGCAAUAAUCCGGCGUCGUUCCUCCCGCCAUUGUCUGGAGGAAGUGAGCACGGCAUUAGUCGUAGUCAGUCUGUCGAUCCUGAAGCGAUGACCCGGUAUGGUCCCAAGUCAACAAGCGGCACAUCGACCUUCUCAACUCCAAUUGGGCUUCCCGCAACACCGCGGGCUAUGCGCCACCCACGGUACAUGAGCACCGAUCCAAAUGAACGCGAAUCCAUACCGGCAGUACCGGAGAUACCGGACCAUAUUAUUCACAUUACUGCGGAAGUUACACCAGCGGAUGACGUGGGACCCCUUCUACCCUCAACAGUCUUUGGGCAAACCGGGCCGCAGGCACCACUGCCGCGUUCCGCUUCGGCACCUCCAGAUCAUGGAGCUGGGUUCCCUUCCCACGCUGCGUACAGGUCUUCGCAGCGGAGCAGGCAAGGCUCAAUCGGUAGCCGGGGACAUUCUCGAAAGCUGUCCCCUAAUGAGAUUCCCUCGGUCGGCUCCGUCGCCAAACGUUCUCCGCCCCCAAUUACGGCCAGCAUUGAUGAGACACUACACGAUAGCCAAGUCAUAAUCAUUGAAGACAAGCAAGACGCUCCUCCUCUCCUCGCAGAGCUGCAGCAUCUCAACGGGCCUCCGCCGCCGCCUCCUCCACCUGUCAUGUUUAGGCCAAACCAGCAUUUGACGGCAGUCCAUUCUCCACCGGGCCAUUCCUCUACCAGCAGUCUUGAGGUCAUCAACAUUGCGAUAGAUGAUCACCCACGCACCACCAGUCCGUUAGCAGUAAUGAAUGGACCCCCACCAUCGACGUCCCCAAACAUGCAUCGCCGUGGUCGUGGUAGUGUCAGCGACAACAUUGGAAGCAGACUACGGGGUGUGACCGAACGCAUGCGUAGCACAUCACGCUCACGCGCCAAGUCGCCCCCAAUUGAGCGCUACGUUCCAUCACCGUACGAGACUGUCCUGCCACCCAAUCCGUACACGCGGCAUCCAAGCAUCUCGCAAACAACCACGCCCGCUCCCCCUGAAAUCUUAAGCCAUCUUAGCUAUGAAAGCAUUCCACCACCCCCUCCGCCUCCACCCCCACCACCAGUAGGGGGCUUCGGCGCACCUUUGAUGGAGGUGGUCAUCCCACCCGACAACGCUGGGAAGGCGAACAAUGCUUUUGGGGGAUACAGAAACCCGAAAGAGAUCAGAGCGAACAUGCCGCCAGAACAGGUGCAGAUGGGAGUCGCACCUAUGGAGAGCCCGACCGGGAUGAUCUGA
This is a messenger RNA of Coniosporium apollinis CBS 100218, 5175 nucleotides long. RefSeq lists its product as uncharacterized. The transcript is spliced from 5 exons. Gene Ontology annotation, biological process: positive regulation of transcription by RNA polymerase II. Gene Ontology annotation, molecular function: transcription factor binding. The record is from RefSeq and is a predicted model, not a curated record. Gene Ontology annotation, cellular component: nucleus. Lineage: Eukaryota; Fungi; Ascomycota; Dothideomycetes. The coding region runs from base 1 to 5175 and encodes 1724 amino acids.